AUGACCUUUAUAUUUCAAUGCCACGAUGAGCAGACUACUCGCAACCGCCAGAAGACCAGCAGUCUCUGUGGGCUGCUGUUAGCAGCGGAGGAUAGAUCGCGGUCUCCAUUCAGACAGGAUUCAAGACCUUUAACUCAGCAUCCUGAGUCGGCAAGUUCAAGUAGCACAUCUAGUCGGUUGAGGUACAUUCCAGCAAUGGAUAAGGCAGCUCGAGAAUAUUACGGGCCAGACGUUCCGCUUUAUUCGGAAAUGAAACACAAAAUCGCCGUCAGUAUGGCCAACUAUCACCCGGACUUACAACUGUUUCUUGAUGAAGCAAAAGAAGGAGCCAUACUUUUUAGUCUUGGAUCUAAUUUGAGGAGCGAAAAACUUACUCCAGAGAAGAGGAAAGUCCUAAUGGAUGCAUUUGCAGAACUACCUCAGAAAGUUCUAUGGAAAUUUGAGGCAGACUCUCUACCAGGCCAGCCUAAGAAUGUGAAAAUUUCAAAGUGGUUACCUCAAAGUGAUAUUCUUGGACUGUUGAGCACACAUGAAGCCAUUUACAGAGGUGUUCCAGUCAUUGGAAUACCAUUUUUUGGCGAUCAACCUGUCAACAUUCAGAAAUUAGUGAGCCAUGGUGUUGCCAUUCAGCUAAACUUCAAAGAACUCACGAAGGAAUCCCUUCUUAAGGCCAUUCGCACAAUCCUUAAUGAUUCCAGUUACAGAGAAAAUAUGAAGAAGCUUUCAGCAAAAUUUCGAGAUGAGCAACAAACCCCACUAGAAAGAGCGGUUUUCUGGUCUGAGUACGUUUUGCGUCACAAAGGUGCACCCCACUUACAGUCAGCUGCUAAAGAUCUCAAUUUCAUACAAUACUUCCUUCUCGAUGUAUUAGCAUUUAUAUUCCUUAUACCUGCUUUGUUAAUCACUGUUUUAUAUUGGGCGUGCACUCGAAGAAAAAGAAAUCAGAAUAGAAAGCAUAAGCUUCUUUAAAGUUAUAAUAUUGUAUACGCAUGUGAAAGAUGUUUAUAUAUCACGAAACGGAAUAAAUGAUUCGGUCAGAAUUUAAAAAUAAAAUUUUUAUUUUUGAUAAUAAAAAUACCACAAAGCCAAUUACAAAAAACUGAGAGUACUACAAUAGCACGCAUUUUUGUAAAGUACUUGCCAUUUCUGUAUUUAUUUAUAUAUAGUGUUAGUGCUUGGUAAAAUAUACCUAUUUUGUAUGAAAGUAUGUUUAAAUAAUAAAAUAAUAAUGUGAAACACGCAAUAUUCUGCUUUUAGUACUCUUUCCCCCAAAUAUUCAAGGAAAAUUUGUGAAUGAAUGAUGUCACAAUGAAAAUUAAAAAAGAAGAUACGUUAUUCUGUAAAUUUUUUCGUAGAAUAAAGUACGCUUGUAAA
Molecule: messenger RNA, 1374 nt
Organism: Gryllus bimaculatus (two-spotted cricket)
Lineage: Eukaryota; Metazoa; Arthropoda; Insecta; Orthoptera; Gryllidae
Source: the annotation of a GenBank genome assembly